Molecule: messenger RNA, 212 nt
Organism: Ostreobium quekettii
Lineage: Eukaryota; Viridiplantae; Chlorophyta; Ulvophyceae; Bryopsidales; Ostreobiaceae
Source: the annotation of a GenBank genome assembly
CUUCUCGUCCGCCGGUUACAAGUGGAAAGUGCUCUUAGGGCUCAGCAGCCCGUGCGAACGGUGUCCACCCAUCCCCCGCCGAUCGAGCUGGAACUGUCUUGGAAGGAGAAGUCACGGCUCAUCAAGGAGGUUCCGAAGGAAUUCCUGUGCCCCAUGUCCAUGGAGAUCAUGACAGAGCCAGUCGUUGCACCAUCGGGGGUUACAUAUGACAG